This is a messenger RNA of Antechinus flavipes (yellow-footed antechinus), 1061 nucleotides long. RefSeq names its product iron-sulfur cluster assembly 2 (gene ISCA2). Gene Ontology annotation, biological process: iron-sulfur cluster assembly. NCBI's taxonomy places the organism in Eukaryota, Metazoa, Chordata, Mammalia, Dasyuromorphia, Dasyuridae. Bases 78 to 635 code for a protein of 185 amino acids. The transcript is spliced from 4 exons. Gene Ontology annotation, cellular component: mitochondrion. The record is from RefSeq and is a predicted model, not a curated record. Gene Ontology annotation, molecular function: iron ion binding; 2 iron, 2 sulfur cluster binding; 4 iron, 4 sulfur cluster binding.
CCUAUAGGGCUCUGGGGGGCGGAGUCUCCCCUCUCUCCGGCUCCCUAGCUAAGUGUGGGGUUUCUGAGGGAGGAAAAAUGGCGGCUUUGGCGAUAUCGCCCCGGGCAUGGGCACUAACAGUUCUGGGCCUGAGAACGAUGAACUCCCGGCUGAGGGGCAGGCUCCUUCACGUCACCCCACGUCCGCUGCUGAUGCCACUCGGGGCACUCCCGCAGGGGGGCAACUCUGCGCGCUGGGAAUCGUCCACCACCCCCUCUUCCUCUUCUUCCUCAUCUACUCCCUCUCAGACGCCGGGCUCCGAGUCAAGCGAAGGUCAGAUCCGCCUCACUGACAGCUGCGUUAAGAGACUUCUGGAAAUCACAGAAGGGGCAGAGUUCCUCCGGCUGCAGGUGGAGGGAGGUGGAUGCUCCGGAUUCCAAUAUAAAUUCUCUCUGGACACAGUUAUCAAUCCUGAUGACAGGGUGUUUGAACAGGGCGGGGCUCGUGUGGUGGUUGACACUGAUAGCUUGGUCUUCGUGAAAGGGGCCCUGGUGGACUACUGCCAAGAAUUGAUCCGAAGUUCAUUUCAAGUGUUGAACAACCCUCAGGCACAGCAAGGAUGUUCUUGUGGGACUUCAUUCUCUGUCAAACUAUAAUGUGUGAAAUGAUGAAUGAUCCAGAGACUGCCUUUUCCCUCCAACUUCAAUUCUUGAUUCCAUUUAAACCAUAGAAUUUUCCAGAGUUUUUUCCCUUACUAUUAUUUGCUCAAUUUCCUUUUCAUCAGCCUUGAAGUUCUAUAUCCUGUCAUUGUACAUCAAAAUAACUAGUUUUCUUUGUGAGUGUCAGUAUGCUUCCAAGAACAUCCCAUGCAACACUUGGCCUUGUGAUUAAGUAGAAAUUUUUUCAAGCUCCCCAAAUUAUUACUUCAGAACCAGUUGCCUGAAGGCUAAGACUUUAAGUCAGUAGACUUUAGCCCCAAAUUCCAAAAUGCUGAGAUAAUAGCCUUGGCCUUCAGAACUGCUUGUAUAUAUGUGUGUGUUAUUAGUGUAUAUAGUAUAUAAAGGAUCUAUUUUUAAAGAAAA